Messenger RNA from Aplysia californica (California sea hare), 13732 nucleotides. RefSeq names its product basement membrane-specific heparan sulfate proteoglycan core protein. Gene Ontology annotation, cellular component: axon; plasma membrane. Lineage: Eukaryota; Metazoa; Mollusca; Gastropoda; Aplysiida; Aplysiidae. Gene Ontology annotation, biological process: homophilic cell-cell adhesion; dendrite self-avoidance; axon guidance. The record is from RefSeq and is a predicted model, not a curated record. Gene Ontology annotation, molecular function: calcium ion binding; cell-cell adhesion mediator activity.
CCCCGGCUGGGUCUGGGUGUUCUCCGGAACUCCUGGAGUGCCCGACGAGUCGGGUUUGUAUCCCUAGGAGUUUUGCAUGUGACGGGAUCUUUGACUGCCUGAACAGAGAAGACGAGACCAACUGUCCUGAUGUCCAAUGUCCUUCCUACGUGGGUCGCAAGCCUGACUACCUGCCCAGGAACGGAAGUAACUGGGCCAACCUGCUCAUCAACAACGCUUUCCCCUGUGAAGGACAAGUUGUCGGAUGGGAAUACUACAGACUUAUCCGAGACGGUUCUGCCUUUGUUGGUGUGUGGCGCCAGAGUGCUGAUUCUGAGUUCAUGUUGGUGCGCAAGACGGAGCUGCCCUCAGCUGAUGUCGGUGUGCAAACUGUCACUGUCGACUCUCCAAUCCCGGUUCAACGUGGAGAUUUCAUCGGUAUCUUCUAUCCUCGCUCAACCCCCAACAAUGUCAUUGCCCAAGCAACAUUGGCUGAUGAUGUUGUCGCGUCUACAGAGUUGUACCAAGAUUACAAUGCUCAAAUUUACGAUGACAUGCUGUCAGAAGGUAUUGACUUCAACAUCAAUGCUGUGCCCUUUGAGUCCAGGAACGCAACUUUCUCCAUCAGGGCUGUCAUGGAUUACCAAGGCACUUCAGGUGGUAUUCCUCCUGCAUACACUUGCGGUCCGGAUGAGUACUCCUGCGGUGACGGUUACUGUAUCCCUAAUGAGUACCACUGUGACGGAGAGAUCGACUGUCCCAGCGAGAUUGAUGAGCAAGGCUGCCCGACAGACGAGGAGCCAGAACCGUGUCUGGAAGGACGUUUCCGCUGUGCCGAUGGAACCUGUGUUAAUCGCAGGUUGAGGUGUGAUGGAAAUUUUGACUGCCCUGAUCGGUCAGAUGAACGGUUUUGCUCUGGCUGCGCCGAGGAUGAGUUCACUUGCUCAUCCGGAGAGUGUAUCCCACGUGUGAUCCAGUGUAACGGAGUGAGGGACUGCCUCGAUGGAUCGGAUGAGAACAACUGCCCAUCAACCCGCUGCAGUGCCGACGAGUUCCGUUGUCGCGACGGUUCCUGCAUCAGCGCUCUCCUCCGCUGCGACAGUCGCGCCGACUGCCCAAAUGGAGACGAUGAAUUCCGUUGCCCGUCAAAGCCAUGCUUUCCGGGAGAGUUUCGCUGCGAACGUGGUCAAUGUAUUCCCAUGGCGCAGCGCUGUGAUCAAAUCGUACAUUGCCCCGACAAUUCCGAUGAGUUGGACUGUCCCUGCAGAGAUGACCAGUUCACCUGCCAGGAUGGAAGCUGUAUCCCCAACAACCAGAUGUGCGACUCUUUCCCCGACUGUGCCAACAACGAGGAUGAGGACCCAGAACUCUGCUUGCCCACAGUGCCCCCCACUUGCCCCGAGGGUCUGUUCCGCUGUGACUCUGGGAUCUGCAUCGACGCUCGUCGCCGCUGUGAUGGCACCUCUGACUGCUUCGACGGCACCGAUGAGGAAGGCUGUGUGGUGACCUGCAGUCCCGCUCAGUUCACCUGUGAUGAUGGCCAGUGCAUCGACAUCAGGAGUCGCUGUGAUGAUGUGACUGACUGUCGCGAUGGAUCAGAUGAAGUUGGCUGCCCCUGCAAGGCCAAUGAGUUUGAGUGCACCAGCGGUCAGUGUAUCCCCGCCCAGCUCCGGUGUGACCGACAGUUUGACUGCAGGGACAGGAGUGAUGAGGACGACUGCCCAUGCAGAGACGAGGAGUUCAGGUGUGGGAACGGACAGUGUCUGGACCAACGCCGCGUCUGUGACCGCCGGCCAGAUUGUACCGAUGGAAGCGAUGAGCUCAACUGUGACAAGUGCCGCAGAAAUGAAUUUGAGUGUGCUGAUGGAACUUGCAUUGAUGCUCGCUACAAGUGUGAUCGUUUUGUGCAGUGCCCUGAUGGUUCUGAUGAGUUCAACUGCAGCUGUAACCCCAGAGAGUACCGCUGCGCCAACGGACAGUGUGUGGCCGAGGGAUCUCGCUGCAACCAGAGACAAGACUGCUUUGACAGCAGCGAUGAGUUGAACUGCGUGGCCGAAUGUAGAGAAGACCAGUUUACCUGCGGAGAUGGUGAAUGUAUUGACCGCCGCAGGACCUGUGACGGCCGAGCAGACUGCCGUGACCGCUCAGAUGAAGCUGAUUGUCCCACCUGCUCACCCCAGGAGUUCACGUGCGUGUCUAAUGGCGCAUGUAUCGCCCAGUCCCGUCGCUGUGACAGGAGGGCUGACUGCCAGGACAGAAGUGAUGAGCGCGAUUGUCCAUGCAGAGAGGGAGAGUUCACUUGUGUGAGCGAUGGCCGCUGCCUGCCCCCUGGCUACAGAUGUAACGGAAACCCCGACUGUCGGGACGGAAGUGAUGAGGAGGACUGUGCUAAAGAGUGCAGUGCCCAGGAGUACAGAUGUGCCAACGACGAGUGCAUCCGUCGCUCCGGCCGUUGUAAUGGACGAUUUGACUGCUCUGAUGGAUCCGACGAGAGAGACUGCCCGACCCCUGUGACCCUGACCGUGACCCCGCAGCAGAUGCGAGUGCGUAUCGGACGAGAUGCUCUCUUCUUCUGCCAGGCUUCUGGAAAUCCUGCCCCAAGAGUGCAGUGGUCUCGUAGGACUGGCGGGGCUAUGCCUCUUCAAGCUAACAUCGACGGCAGUCGCUUGACCAUCACCAACGUGCGGCCUGAGGAUGCCGGUGACUACACCUGUACCGCGACCAACUCUGUCGGAAGUUCUGAAGCCAACGCUCGUCUUGCUGUUGACUUCAUCGGGCCACCUACAACAGCCCCUGAGCCCGACGGCCCGUGUGGAAGAGACGAGUCCACCUGCUCCAACGGUCAGUGUAUCCCCCGUGACUACGUGUGUGAUGGUGAGCCUGACUGUACCGAUGGGUCUGAUGAGAAGACUUGCAACACUGCCCUGCCUUGUGAACCCAAUGAGUUCAGAUGUAACAACGGCCGCUGUGCCAUGAAGAUCUGGAGGUGUGACGGCGACGAUGAUUGCUUUGACGGCUCUGAUGAGUUGAAUUGUCCAAAACGUCUUCCUGGUGCUCCAUGCCAGUCUGAUGAGUUCCAGUGCCGCACCGGCGACCAGUGCAUCCCCUUCUCCUACCAGUGCGAUGGAGAGCUUGACUGCAGGGACAGGUCCGAUGAAAUUGGCUGCACCGAGCCCACCAUCAUCACCCCACCCGUCAACGAGAUCUCCGUGGAGGUCAACGGCACCUUCACCAUCAUCUGCGAGGCCGUGGGCGUGCCCACCCCCCUCAUCGUGUGGCGUCUCAACUGGGGCAACAUCCCGACGGGACCUCGCGUCACAGUCACCAGUGUGGACGGGCGUGGCACUCUCACGGUGACCAAUGCCGUGCCGGAGGAUGCCGGAGCCUACACCUGUGAGGCCAUCAACAACAGGGGCAGCAUCUUUGCCGUUCCCGACGCUCUCAUCAUCGUGAGAAGAACCGUUGGAGUCUGCAGACAGAACUUCUUCAAUGUUGACGCCGUCGUUGAAAGCGAAUGCGUGCGCUGCUUCUGCUUCGGCCACACAGCAACUUGCUACAGCAGCGACCUUCAGCUCUCCCAGAUCACCCUUGGCAACCGCGUGGAGCUUGUGAGGAGAACCACCCUGGAGCCCGCGGAGCAGGCGUUCAUCCAGUACAUUCCGUCGUCCCGUCAGUUCCAGGUGGAUGACUUCAACAGUGUCCUCAGGACCGGCAGCUACUACUGGUCUCUGCCCUACCAGUACCUCAGCAAGAGGUUGAGCAGUUACGGAGGAAUGUUGAGCUAUCAGGUCUACUACGAGGUGGAUGGAUUUGAUGUGCCGACCAACGACCCCGAUGUGAUCAUCUCAGGAAAUGGAAUUACACUUUUCCACAGACAAGACUCUGACUUCCGCCCCAGAUCUCAGACAACUGUCAAUGUUCCUCUGGUUGAGACUUCCUGGGAGCGUAGCGUUGACGGUGCUGUGAGAGGAUCGUCUAUCUCGGAGUACGCGUCUCGUGAAGACCUCAUGAUGGUCCUGGAGAACGUCACCACCAUCCUCAUCAGGGCCACCUACGACAACAGGCAGUCACUCAUCAGAUUGGGCAAUGUCUUGUUGACCACCGGAGGAAACCAGCCAACUGGACUGGGCCGUGCCGUCUUUGUGGAGCAGUGUCAGUGUCCUACUGGCUACUCGGGCAACUCUUGCGAGGACUGUGCCCCCGGCUUCUACCGUGUGGAGAGAGGCAGAUACGGCCGUGAGUGUAUCGCUUGCAACUGCAACGGACACUCCAACGAGUGCGAUCCAUUCAAUGGCAUCUGCAGGAACUGCCGUGACAACACCGCCGGACCCUACUGCAACCAGUGCGCCCCUGGCUUUGUGGGCGACCCAAGCUCUGGACGUCCCAACGCCUGCCAGCCCUGCCCCUGCCCUCUGAGCACCCCAAGCAACCAGUUCAGCCCCACCUGCAUCCGUGACUUUGACGGAGACAUUACCUGCACCGCCUGCCCUGAGGGCUACACCGGACGCAGGUGUGAGAGGUGUGACGAAGGAUAUCUCGGAAACCCUGCUGUCGAAGGCGGCCGCUGCAGAAAGGCCGGAGACACGGACUUCAAAGUGUGCGACCAGCGCGGCAGUGUGACUGACCUCCCUGAUGUGAUUACUGGACAGUGUACCUGCAAGGGCAACGUUGAAGGCCGGUACUGCGACAGCUGCAAGGACGACACCUUCUACCUGUCCUCCGACUACCCGUACGGCUGCAUCUCCUGCUUCUGUAUGGGCGUCACUCAGACCUGUCAGAGCUCUUCCUGGAACCGCGCUCAGGUUGGUGUAUCCAUCAACCAACCAGACACCGGCGUGUACAUCACAGACAUGAUGCAGAAGCAGAGAUUCACCCAGGGUCUCUCCAUAGAUCGCCAGUCUCGCGAGCUCGUCUUCCGUGGAUUCAGCCGUCUGGAGCCUGGCAUCUACUACUGGGCCCUGCCCCAACAGUUCCUGGGCGACAAAGUGUCUUCCUACGGAGGAAACCUCAGGUUCACCAUCCGCUACCGUGCCGGAAGGGACAACUCUCAGAUCUCUCUGUCCAACCCUAUUGUGGAAAUUGGAGGCAAUGAUAUCACUCUGAUGUACAGAUCUUCUCGCCCAGUGCAGGAAGGCAGACAGCAAUCAUUCCAAGUGCCAUUUAUUGAGACCGAGUGGAUGAGAGUGGAUGGAGAAAGUGCGACCAGGGAGCACCUGCUUAUGGCUCUGGCUGAUCUCGACUUCAUUCUGGUCCGUGCCUCAUAUGCUAAUGAGAUUGACGAGACUGCUUUGAGCGGCAUCUCCCUGGACAUUGCGGAGGACCGACGUACCGGACAGGACAGAGCCUACCCCGUGGAGCAGUGCGUCUGCCCUCAGGGCUACCGCGGAUUGUCUUGUGAGGACUGUGCCCCUGGCUACACCAGGACCGGCCGUGGCCUUUACCUUGGCCUCUGUGAGCCCUGCCAGUGCAAUGGUCACUCCAGUGACUGCGACCCUGAGAAUGGCGUGUGCAGGAACUGCCGUCACAACACUGAGGGAGACAGAUGCGAGCGCUGCAGCCGUGGUUACUAUGGCAACUCCACUCGUGGCUCCGUCAACGACUGCCAGAAGUGCCCCUGUCCUCUCACCGAGUCUCCCAACCAGUUCAGCCCAGACUGCCAACUGGAGGCAGAUGGUCAAGUGACUUGUCUGUCUUGCCCCAUCGGUCAUACUGGACGUCGCUGCGAGAGAUGUGCUGAUGGUUACCAAGGUAACCCCAACCGCCCUGGAGACUUCUGUAAAUUGAUCAAUGUCACCUGUGACUGUGACGACAGGGGUACCCUUCCCAACGCACUCUGCGACCCCAACACUCAGCAAUGCCAGUGCAAGACGUACGUCCAAGGUCUCCGCUGCAGCACUUGCCAGGAAGGCUACUUCUACCUGAACCAGGACAACGAGCAGGGAUGUCUCAAGUGUUUCUGUAUGGGCAUCACCAACCAGUGCUCCAGCUCCAACUACUACAGAGACGAGAUUGUCCCCAUGUUCAACUCUGACGGAACUCACAACUUCGCCUUGACCAAUCGUCGCUUGUCCCGUACCAUCUCCGACGGCUUCACCAUGGAUGCUUCCCGCAACGAGAUCACUUUCAACAACUUUGAAGGAAUCCAGAGGGAACAGGAGAGCUUGUUCUUCCAGCUUCCUCCCAAAUUCAGAGGCAACAAGGUGUCAUCCUAUGGAGGCUUCCUGAGAUUCGGUCUGUCCUACACCACUGCCUUCGAUGCUGGUCGUGAGUACAUGGACGUUGAUGUGGAAAUCAUCAGCAAGCAAGACAAGAGGAUGUACUACUUGUUCCGUCCAUCUCCCAAGGCCCGUCAGUCUUACGACUACGAUAUUCUGCUCACUGAGAGCUCCUUCAGAAACCUGAUGGACGGCCAGACCCCGUCAAGGGAGGCUUUCCUGAGUGUGUUGGCCGACAUCGACGCGAUCCUGAUCCGAGCCACAUACCACUCUGUCAUGGACUCUGUCAGUCUCACCGACCUGCGUAUGGAGAUUGCUGUACCCCAGCCGACCGGAAAACGUGCCGCUCCCGAGGUGGAGAAGUGUAUCUGCCCCGAUGGCUACACCGGUCUCUCUUGCCAGGAGUGUGCGGCUGGCUUCCUCCGCGUGGAAGGCAGUGGUACCGGACUCGGUCGCUGCGUGCGCUGUAGCUGCAACGGUCACGCCACAAGCUGUGAUCCCAACACCGGAGAGUGCCAGAACUGCCAACACAACACUGAGGGAGAGCGUUGUGAGAGGUGCAUCCGUGGUUUCUACGGCGACCCCACCUCUGGAACCCCCAAUGACUGCAGACCCUGCCCCUGUCCUCUCACCAUCCCAUCCAACAUGUUCUCUCCAUCCUGCUACCUGGAUGAUGACAACAGACCUACCUGUGACAGAUGUCCUACCGGCUAUACUGGACGCGACUGUGGACAGUGCGCUCCUGGCUAUGGCGGCAACCCUCGCGAGCCCGGUGGCAGAUGUGAGGUGGAUACCGUCGGACCCCCACCAGGUGUCGCUGUGAGCCCUGUAUCUGUGUCCGAGCCCAUUGGCUCCACCGCGACCUUCCAGUGUAUCCCAAGUGGCCAGGCACCGUUCAACGUGGUCUGGAGCCGACUGGACGGGCGGCCAUUGCCUCGCAGGGCCCAACAGGGACCCGGCCCCAAUUACCUUCUCACCAUCACUCAGCUGGAGUUUGCCGACUCAGCGAGAUACGUGUGCUCGGUCACCAACGCUUACGGAAAUAACAGGGAUUAUGUGGCUCUCCAAGUCACUGACAAUGAGACGCCUCUGAGAGUGAGGAUUGAGGAGCCAACCAAUGUGGUGACAAGACCCGGUGCCCAGGUCACCUUCAUCUGCGUGGCCUACCAGUACAGCAGUGCUGCCAACUACGUCCUGUCCUGGUCCAAGGUCGGUGGUGUCCUUCCUGGCAAGGUUCUGGAUCAGAACGGCGUCCUGGUCAUCCCUGACGUUGACGAGAAUGACAUCGGUACCUACACUUGUACCGGAUCUGACCCCGGUGGCACCGACACUGCCCGCGCCUCCGUGAGGUUUGGAGAUUUUGAGGAGCCCCCCACAGUGCGCAUUGAGCCCCGCUACCUGCAAGUCUCGGAGGGAGAUGAUGUACAGUUCAGAUGUAUCGCCCAAGGAUCACCUCAACCCACCGUGCGCUGGACUAAAGGAGCUGACGGUCCUCUGCCUAGCUAUGUGAUCACCGAUGACAGCGGCCUGUUCCGCAUCCAGUCAGUGACCGCUGAUGACCAGUCAGACUACUACUGUACCGCCACCAACUCUGAGGGAACCACGUCUGUCAGAACCAUCAUCUACGUUGAGAGACGUCCUACCCGCGUGGAGGUCAUCGUUCGCAGAACCAACAUCACCGCCGUCAUCGGAGAGACUGAGCAGCUGAUCUGCUACGCCGAGGGAAGUAACCAGGUCAACCUUAUCUGGUCCCGCGAGGGAGGACUGCCUAUUGGCGCCACCCAGGAGAACGGCAUCCUGACCUUGAGCAACAUCCAGCCUUCCUACAGAGGAACCUACGUUUGUACCGGCGCCACGCCCUCGGGCAUCAUUGGACGCGCCACUGCCCGCGUAACCAUCAUCGGAGAAGCUCGUGAGGCACCAACAGUGACCAUUGAGCCAGACCGUCAGACCGUCGGCUCGGGCACCACAGGAACUCUGCGCUGCAUCGUGACAGGAACCCCGCGCCCCUCCAUCACAUGGUCCAGAGCCCGUGGAGAGCUCUCCAGUAACCACCAGGUGAACGGCGACGUUUUGAGAAUUCUCCAGGCUGACAUGGACGACCGUGGUGUCUACGUCUGCACUGCUUCCAAUGUUGCCGGAUCUGCCCAGGCUUCGGCCAUUGUUGAUAUCGAACGUCGCGAGCCACCACUGAUCGAGCUGUACCCAGACAACCAACAGAGCCGCUCGGUGGGCAGCAGCGCCCUCUUCCAGUGCCGUGUGAUUGGAGGAACCCCCGCCCCGACUGUCACCUGGUCCAGGUCCACCAGUCAUCGACAUUACCCCUGGAACCAGGAUCACCACUAUCGUUGGCGAGAGAGUGAACAUUGAGUGUGUGGGUAUUGGAGAUCCCCCACCGACCGUUUUCUGGAGGUCUGGACAGAGAAGGCGUUCUGACGUGCUGCCCGAGGCUUACGAUGUUGGUGACGGCACCGCCAGACUGGUGUUCGAUUCCAUCUCCAAGACGGACGCCGGACGCUACAUUUGCAUCGCCACAAACGAUCGUGGAAGAACCGAAGAGACUGUUGAUGUUACUGUUCUUGAUCGCGAAGGCUCAGUACAGCCAGAGGUCAUCAUCGAGGGACCCGAGCGUCUGAGCGUGCGUGUCGGUCAAUCCGUUGAGCUGACCUGCUCCUCCCAAGGACUGCCCAACCCAAGAAUCCGCUGGAGGAGACCUGGAGGCGAACCUCUGCCCCCUGGCCACAGUGUCCGCAACGGCGUGCUAUUUAUUCCGAGAAUUGAACCCGAGUACGCUGGAGAAUACAUCUGCUCUGUCAGCAGCGAGGCGAUCUCCACAGCUCUUGUUUCUUCCAUUUACAUCAUCGUCAGUGUGACCCCAAGACUGACCAUCUCGCCCUCGAGCGUGGCGGCCAGGCCCGGCCAGCCUAUCUCCCUCACAUGCCAGCCGGCCGGUCAAGGACCGUUCAACAUCGAAUGGACCAAGGUGGGAGGCACUCUCUCCCCUCAGGCCCGCGAGAAUAACGGUGUCCUUGAGAUCCGUCAAGUGACCCGCGCCGACGCAGGCACCUACAGAUGUAUCGCUAGCAACGCCGCUGGAUCGACUGAAGGAUUCGCCGACGUCACUGUGCUGUCUCCCCCAGUCGUCAGUGUAGGACCCAAACAGCAGACCCUGGCACCUGGCUCGACCUUUGAACUUCGCUGCAACGUCCAGGGAGAUCCUCAACCUGUUAUCCGUUGGGACAAGGACGGAGGUGACCUGCCCCUGCAGCACCAGAUCAGGAACGGCGUUUUGACCCUGUACAAUCUUCAGCCCGAGGACACCGGACGCUACAUCUGUACGGCCACCAGCCAGGCUGGUUCGGCCAGAGAUUUCUCUUUCAUCACCGUGGAAACUCGUGAAACAGGAGGAGUUAUUACCACCGGCCCCAGCAUCCAGUACGUGGAUGUCGGAGACAGAGUCGAGUUCGAAUGUGUCGUCAGCGACGCUGUGUCACCACCCACCGUGUCUUGGGCCAAACUGGACGGUGUCCUGCCAGCCUCUGCCAUCAUCGGAGAAAGGAUCCUCAUCAUCCCCGAGGCCCGCCCCGAAGAUUCCGGAGUGUACCGCUGCAUCGCCACCAACAAUGCUGGAUCUGUCCACCGCGAAGUCCAGCUUGUCGUUCAGAGCCCACCCAUCAUCUCUGUGCAACAAGACUACACCACUGCUGCUCUGGGCAGCCCCGCCCAGCUCCGAUGUGAGGCCUCCAGCUUCCCCGAGCCCAGGAUCUCCUGGAUGAAGGAGGAGGGAGACCUGCCAGACGAGCACUCUGUGACAGAUGGAGGAGACCUGUACAUUCCCCGUGUCCGUGAGGAAGAUGCCGGAACCUACAACUGCCUGGCCUCAAACCGCUUCGGAACCACUCGUUACCCGGUCGUGCUGCUCAUCGGAGCACUGGUCCCAUAUUUCACACAAAACCCAACAUCUUACAUGGCCUUCCAGCCUCUGAGCGAAGUCUAUCUUGACCUUGACAUUCUUCUGUCCUUCCGUCCGGAAUCCACCGACGGAAUGGUUCUGUACAACGGACAGUACGACACAGGCAAUGGAGACUUCAUGUGCUUCGGCCUCAAUGGUGCCUACCCAGAGUUCAGAUUUGACGUGGGUGCUGGACCGGCCAUCAUCCGGGGCAAGGAACCUCUGGAGCUGAACAGAUGGCACACCGUCCACCUCAAACGCCAGGCCCAGAACGGUGCCAUGAUGGUCAACGACGAGCCCACAUACUCGGGAGUCGCCCCCGGACAGUUCCGUGGACUGGACAUUGCCCAGCCAAUGUACGUCGGCGGAGUGCCAGACUUCAGAAUUGUGCCAAGGAGCGCUGGAUUCACCUCUGGAUUUGUUGGUGGAAUUAGCCAGAUCGAGAUCGGCGGAGUUGGCCUGAACCUCGGUGGUGAAGCUCGCCAGAUCGUUGGCGUGGAACAGUACCAGGUGUGUGAGGAGACUUUCUGUCUGAACGGAGGAGUGUGCACGCCCUUCAACAACGCCGUGGGUCGCAUCUGCGCGUGCCCUCAGGGAUUUGCCGGAGCUCGGUGUGAGCUGCAGGGUGAACAGUGCUACCCCGGUGCCUGCGGACCAUCUGGCCGGUGCCACAACCUCGCUGGAAGCAUGGGCUUCCUGUGCGUCUGCCCUAUCGGUUAUGGAGGAGAGGGCUGCAGACAGACCCCAAGAGUGGUAGACCCAUCCUUCAACAAGACCUCCUUCAUCUCGUACCCAACAAUCUCCGGACUUCUGUCCGUCCGCAUCCGUCUCAUGUUCAAGCCGACCUCCCUCGAGGACGGAAUCAUCCUGUACAACGCCAAACAGCAGGACGGAAAGCAGGACUUCAUUGCCCUCCUCAUCAAGGACAGACAUCUCGAGUUCCGAUUCGAUACCGGUUCAGGCCCAGCUGUGCUGAGAAGCAGACAACCCCUGCAGGUCAACGAGUGGACAAUGGUGGUGGCCAACCGUAAGGGCCGCGACGGUAUGCUCAUCGUGAACAACGAGGAGUCUGUCAACGAACAAGUUGAACCAAACGAUGGUCUCCUCUUCUCCCGACUGGAGCGCGGCGAUGUCAUCAGAGGCACAGCAGGAAACGGCGGCACCGUUGGCCUUAACCUUGAGCGACCUCUGUACCUGGGUGGUGUGGAUCCCCGUGAGACCAUCAACCCCAACGUGGGCACCCUGGACGGCUUCAUCGGCUGUGUGGGAGAGCUGAACAUCGGAGACAACACCCUUGGACUUAUCGACGACGCUGUGGAGAGCAUGAACAUCCAGGACUGCGGCGACCGCAGCCUGUGCGAGAGACGACCUUGCCGUAACGGUGCCACCUGCAUCGACGUCUCGCCCACCGAGUACAGCUGUGUCUGCCCAACCCGCUUCACAGGUUCUCGCUGCGAGACUGAGAUCAACAUCUGCGUGGUGAGCGACCCGUGCCAGAACGGAGGCGUGUGCGUCGUUGACGGCGGUGACUACAGGUGCGACUGUCCUCUAGGAUGGAUGGGCCGCAACUGUGAAGCAGAGCUUCAGGUGACCAACAGCGCAGAGUUCCUUGGCAACAGCUAUGCUGAGUUCCCCCGCAACUUCCUGCCCCACCGUCGCCAGCAGACAAGGGAGACAAUCCGCCUGACCCUGACCACCACCGAGCCCUCUGGACUCCUGCUCUGGCAGGGUCAAAAGGCCGGAGAACAGGGAGGAAAGGAUUACCUCUCCAUGGCUCUCAACGACGGAUACGUAGAGUUCAGAUAUGAGCUGGGCAGCGGACCAGGCGUAAUCAGGUCGACACAGACUGUGGAUGAUGGCUUCCCUCACGUCAUCGAAGUGUCGCGACUCGGCAGAGACGCCUCGCUCACCAUCGACGACAGCGCCCCGGUCACUGGAACCUCCUUAGGCCCGCUGCAGGUUCUCAACGUCCCAGGAAACAUCUUCUUUGGUGGCGUUCCUGACUUGACCAGGUACACAGGCACCCUGUUCUCCCAGAACUUCCUGGGCUGUAUAUCGGAUCUGAGCGUACAAGGAAAAGCAAUUGUCAACUUUGGUACAGACCCGAUUGGAGGCAUGAAUGUUAGACCCUGCCUAAGCGCUUAGAAGGGGACUGUCUGCAAGCUCAGCUGAAAAAAAGAUUAUCAUAAUUCAUACUAUAAUUAUAAUUAUUAUUAUUAUCUAGUGCCUUCAUUAAUUGCCUCCAUUACUUGCUGUCAUCGGUAUCACUACAUAAUGCCAUCACCAAUGUUGCCUUCGUACAUUAUUCAUGUAUAAAUAUUAUAUCAGCCUGUGUUGUUGGGUGGGGGGGGAAUCCUAGAGAGCUUUUCAGUACAGCUGAUGUACUGUUGACUAAUCCUAGUAGAGACUUACUGGAUGUUGUUAGCGAGUAGACGAGAGAGGAAACCAACCCCCUGUCUUAUAAUUGACGUGUGUUGGAAGGGGGAGUCCGUUCCUCUGUCACAUGACGUCUACGAGUAGGACGGGCGGGGAAGAAGUAAUAACAUCUAGGUAUGAUGAAAUCAUUCGCUCAAAUGUGACGUUAUGCUUUUUCGGUCACGUUUCUUUCCUCUCUACCAAAUGGGCAAUAGAUUGUUCAAGCUAGUCCUAAUAAUUUUAUUUUUUUUUGUCGAUAACGACGAGUAGAGUAGAUUAGUAGGUUUUUUUUCAGACUUGAACACCUUUGAUCUUUUUGUCUUUUUGCUAACCUGAUUUGUGUUAUGUGAGCAUGAGACAGAAAGCCCUUCCCUUAUGAUCAAAUACUCAUACAAUUAACCUGGUGCUAAAGGACUUUCUGUCGGGUGUACUUGAAUUAGCAGGCUUCAUUGUUCAGUUUUUUUAAUGUGUUUUUUAAAUGUACGUUUACAGAUAAGGCCUUUUUUUUCUUCAAAAUUUGUAAAUUUCCCGAUCAGUUGGUCUGUCAGUAUGUCAUGUUUCUUUGUACAAGUGGCACUGAGUUUUUGUCCAUGUUUAAGUAUUGUAUGGCUGUUGGCCAGUGUUGACAGUUAUUUUGUUUGUUCGUCUGAGUUUUCCUUUUUUUUUUGUGCUCUCAAUUUGGUUAAAACUCAUUCUCUGCAUAAUAGUAGUGAAAGAUGCAAGUGUUGCUUGGAUGGUGAGAUAUAAUAGACUGUUCUGUAUGACUUACAUGUGAACUAGAAAAUGUACCACAAUACUUCAUGAAGAGUUCUCUGUUCUUUCUCUCCGUGUAUAACUCUGCACAGUCUCUGUUUGUAUCUAUCAAAACGUUCAUUUAACGGUUCUUGUACAAACCUUCAACUUCUCAAAGCACAAUCUUUAAUCAAUCAAAUUAAUACAUUCAAGUAUUAGACACACUGUCAUAAUGCCUAGAAUAUUUAACAGAAGUUAAGAUCUGAGAUAACUUUGAUUUUGUCGUAGUUAUCUGUCGGCGAUCAGACUAGGUAGAAGAGAUUGAUUGUAAAUGCCAAUUUCUGAAGAACUGUUUUAGACCUAGACAACUAUGAAAUAUACAUAACAAUCAAAUUCUGUGAUUUGAAUUUCAUAAUAAACUUAUCUUUUUUUACAAUGA